Molecule: messenger RNA, 633 nt
Organism: Lachnellula hyalina
Lineage: Eukaryota; Fungi; Ascomycota; Leotiomycetes; Helotiales; Lachnaceae
Exons: 4
Coding region: 1-633 (210 amino acids)
Biological process (GO): Golgi organization; endoplasmic reticulum to Golgi vesicle-mediated transport; protein retention in ER lumen
Cellular component (GO): Golgi apparatus; endoplasmic reticulum-Golgi intermediate compartment; COPII-coated ER to Golgi transport vesicle
Source: RefSeq, a predicted model, not a curated record
AUGAAGUUCUCAAUUCUUUCCUGCAGCUUUUUGGCCUGCAUCUCUCCUCUAGUAUCUGCGACGGCCCUUACCUAUAAGUUGUCUGCGAACGAGAAGGCAUGCUUCUUCUCCAACGUCGAGAACAAGGGCGCCAAAAUUGCUUUCUACUUCGCUGUUCAAGCCGGAGGAUCUUUUGAUGUCGACUACGAGGUCGUGGGCCCCAAUGACAAGAUCAUUAUGGAUGGAAAGAAAGAGCGACAGGGCGACUUUGUCUUCACAGCUGGCGAGACGGGCGAGUACAGAUUUUGUUUCAACAAUGAAAUGAGCACCUUUUCCGAGAAGUUCGUGGACUUCGAGAUCGCUGUUGAGAACGAACAGCGCGCAUCAAUCCCAGCGAAGCAAGGCACAUCCCCUGAACAGACAUCUGCGUUGGAGGAAUCUAUAUUCAAGCUUUCAGGCCAACUCUCGACAAUCACACGGAACCAGAAGUACUUCCGCACGAGAGAGAACAGGAAUUUCAGCACAGUUAGAAGUACGGAGAGGAGGAUCUUCAACUUCAGUGUUAUUGAGAGCUUGAUGAUGGUAUGCAUGGCGGGAUUACAGGUGUUUAUUGUGCGGUUUUUCUUCCAGGGAGCAAGAAAAGGAUACGUGUGA